AUGAUGAAACGUAUACAACAGGUUUUACAAUCACUGAUGUUACUUGCCCGUUGGGGGAGAGAACGGCUAGAAAAGUCCUUAGUCGUAGAUGGAGGGGGACUACUGGUCCUGUUGUGGGCCGCGCCGGGCCAGCCACCCAGCGGCCAGGUGGUCAACUGCACAGUUGCAGUUGCAGGACCCUGGUGCUCAGGAGUCACAGUGGAAGAAGUCCAACAAGAGUUCUGGAGGAGACUGGGCCCCUCCCCCUGCCCUGCCCCUGACCCAGAGGAACUAUGUGCCUUCACCGAAAUCUUUGGCCCUCUCCACUUCCUUCUGUCCUUUCAGAUCAGUGAGGUGAAACUGGACAGGUGUAAGGUGUGGUCACACACAGAGGGCUUCUUGCACAAACUGAGCCUGACUAAUGCAGGGGUGAAAAUUCACCUCAAAUUGAAAUUGGAAGGAGAAACAUACCAGAGAAUUUUUAGUGGGAAGGCAGAGAGACUCACCCUGAAGGACCAGACUGUGAUCAUGGACGUUGCUUCUUCUAUCACGCAGCCUCCCAUGUCAGUAGGAGCAGGCCCGUGGUGCCAGCGAGUCCACCCUGUAUUAGGAGGUGGGUUACCUCUACUUAUCCCGCCUGAGGCCAUGGAGAGAGGCCUGUAUGGGGAGCUGCACCUUCUACCAGUCACUGUUCUCACCCCCUGUGUGUUGCAGUACCCCAACCUGGCAACCAGAGUCACACGCAUACAGGUGCUGCUGUACAGCCCCAGUAACCUUCCCCUGCUGGGGCCCUCAGCCUUCCUACAGCAGCUGCCUGCCUGUCUGGCCCUGGAGGGGCUGGGUCUCUCUGGGCUUACCUGUACCCCAACACACUCCUCCACCUCAGAUCCACUCUGCAGUGACACUGUGUACAGUAUAGACAGAGCACAGUGUCAGGAAACUGAGCCAGAAUGGAUCCCCGCUGUGGAUCAGAACCUCUCUCUGUUCCUGUUCCUCCAGCACAGUGACCCCUUCCACUCCCAGUUCUCUGACUUCAUGGCCAGCGAGGAGCUGUUAGAGCUCCACCUGGAGGAUGUGUUGAGGUACAACAGGGAGGCGGUGACAGCAGCCCUGAACACACUGCUGCAGAGCACGCUGAAAGACCAGCAGCUGAGAGACAAGGCUCAGGAGAAGAUGUGCUCUGCCCUGGGGGUGAUGCUGAGAUCUAUAGGCUGUGUGGUGAGCAGCAGCACCAACAUGGAGUUCAGAGCAGCCUGUCUGGACCGCAUGAUGGUGCAGGACACCUAUGAGCUGUCAGCCUCUCUCCAUGAGUCUCUACAGAGAGUCACAGCUGGCCGUGUAGUGCCUAGUGGCAGGUGUUACUGGGGACAGGCGGACACACUCACCUGCAGCAGACCUAAGAACUUUGCAAGUGGGAAGGAAAUCUGA
Molecule: messenger RNA, 1407 nt
Organism: Oncorhynchus masou masou (cherry salmon)
Lineage: Eukaryota; Metazoa; Chordata; Actinopteri; Salmoniformes; Salmonidae
Gene: top6bl
Product: DUF4554 domain-containing protein
Exons: 13
Coding region: 1-1407 (468 amino acids)
Biological process (GO): meiotic DNA double-strand break formation
Source: RefSeq, a predicted model, not a curated record